Molecule: messenger RNA, 702 nt
Organism: Necator americanus (New World hookworm)
Lineage: Eukaryota; Metazoa; Nematoda; Chromadorea; Rhabditida; Ancylostomatidae
Exons: 1
Coding region: 1-702 (233 amino acids)
Source: RefSeq, a predicted model, not a curated record
AUGCGCGACGAGCAAGCUGGCUUUCGUUCUGGUCGAUCUACGAUUGACCAGGUGUUCAUCGUCAGAAGAGUGAUCGAAAUCUGGCAGCGGUAUUCGAAGCCAAUACAACUAGCGUUUCUGGACUUUGAAGCCGCGUUCGACUUUCCUCACCGAGGCCGUCUUCUCAACGCGCUCCGCGCCGAUGGAGUACCAGGUAAGUUCGUUCGCUUGCUUGAUGACAUGAAUCAACGAACAACUGCUGCAGUUCGAACACCAGCCGGAUAUACAACACCGUUCGAGGUGGUAUCUGGAGUAAGACAAGGGGCAGUGGCAGGGGUCUUCCUGUUCAACUUUGCUAUCGGCGAAUACAAUGCGGCGAUGCGAAGAACAGUCGAUCAGUGUCCUACCGACAUCGUCUUAGCGCCAUCAAGGUGCCCCUUGCCUGAUCUCAAGUACGCCGACGAUGUUAUAUUCGCGGAAAGCAGUACGAAACUUCAACAUGUUGUCAACCUUGUAUCGAAGCUGGCUGCAGUCUAUGGAUUACGUCUACCCUCUGAUAAAUGGAAGCAGAUGUGGAUCUCUUCGAGACCUCGAACGGGAAUCAGGGUGGACGGACAACCAAUUGAACUCGUCGAUGAGUUUUGUUACCUGGGCUGUAUGCUGGAGAAAAACGGCAGCCACGAGAAAGAUGCAGUAAGGCCAUUUCAACAUUCAACUCGUUAA